Molecule: messenger RNA, 1902 nt
Organism: Hipposideros armiger (great roundleaf bat)
Lineage: Eukaryota; Metazoa; Chordata; Mammalia; Chiroptera; Hipposideridae
Gene: CDC20
Product: cell division cycle 20
Exons: 12
Coding region: 113-1762 (549 amino acids)
Biological process (GO): anaphase-promoting complex-dependent catabolic process; positive regulation of ubiquitin protein ligase activity; positive regulation of anaphase-promoting complex-dependent catabolic process
Cellular component (GO): anaphase-promoting complex
Molecular function (GO): anaphase-promoting complex binding; protein binding; ubiquitin ligase activator activity
Source: RefSeq, a predicted model, not a curated record
CUGGAGCACCUGGUCAGACCCAGUUAGGGUAGAGACCGCCUCCGAGACAGCUGGACUCUCGUGAGAUCUGUGACUUGCCCCGGAAGACCCGCCCCCAGUGCCAUAGAGACCAAUGGGAGAGGGCGACGGUUGCGACGGUUGGGUUUUGAAGGAACCAAUGAGUACUCGGAGCGGAGAGUUCAAGAAGUGUAGGCCGGCAUUUGUAAGGCUGGUCCGGGAUCGGAACCUGCUCGGAGCUGACGGUGUGAGACGCUCGGCUCCUAUGGCGCAGUUCGUGUUCGAGACUGACCUGCAGUCGCUGCUGCAGCUGGACACACCCAUCCCCAAUGCACCCCCCGCGCGCUGGCAGCGCAAAGCUAAGGAAGCCUCGGGGCCGGGCCCCUCACCCAUGCGGGCCGCCAACCGAUCCCACAGCGCCGGCAGGACCCCGGGCCGAACUCCCGGCAAAUCCAGCUCCAAGGUUCAGACCACUCCCAGCAAACCUGGUGGUGACCGCUAUAUUCCCCAUCGCAGUGCUUCCCAGAUGGAGGUGGCCAACUUCCUUCUGAGCAAAGAGAACCACCCUGAAAACAGCCAGACGCCCACUAAGAAGGAACAUCAGAAAGCCUGGGCUUUGAACUUGAACGGUUUUGAUGUGGAGGAAGCCAAGAUCCUUCGGCUCAGUGGAAAACCACAAAAAGUCCCAGAGGGUUACCAGAACAGACUGAAAGUACUCUAUAGCCAGAAGGCCACACCUGGCUCCACCCGGAAGACCUGCCGUUACAUUCCUUCCCUGCCAGACCGUAUCCUGGAUGCCCCUGAAAUCCGUAAUGACUACUACCUGAACCUGGUGGAUUGGAGCUCUGGGAAUGUAUUGGCUGUGGCUUUGGACAACAGUGUGUACUUGUGGAGUGCUAGCUCUGGUGACAUCCUGCAGCUGCUGCAGAUGGAGCAGCCCGGGGACUAUGUAUCUUCUGUGUCCUGGAUCAAAGAGGGCAACUACCUGGCUGUGGGCACCAGUAGUGCUGAGGUGCAGCUAUGGGAUGUGCAACAGCAAAAGCGGCUUCGAAACAUGACCAGUCAUUCUGCCCGAGUGGGCUCCCUAUGUUGGAAUAGCUAUAUCCUGUCCAGCGGCUCACGCUCUGGCCACAUCCAUCACCAUGAUGUUCGGGUAGCAGAACACCAUGUGGCCACACUGAGCGGUCACAGCCAGGAAGUGUGCGGGCUGCGCUGGGCCCCAGAUGGACGACAUUUGGCCAGUGGUGGCAAUGAUAACUUGGUCAAUGUGUGGCCUAGUGCCCCUGGAGAGGGUGGCUGGGUUCCCCUGCAGACAUUCACUCAGCAUCAAGGGGCUGUCAAGGCUGUUGCUUGGUGUCCCUGGCAGUCCAAUAUCCUAGCAACUGGAGGGGGCACCAGUGAUCGACACAUUCGCAUCUGGAAUGUCUGCUCCGGGGCCUGUCUGAACGCUGUGGAUGCCCACUCCCAGGUGUGCUCCAUCCUCUGGUCUUCCCACUACAAGGAACUCAUCUCAGGCCAUGGCUUUGCCCAGAACCAGCUGGUUAUUUGGAAGUACCCAACCAUGGCUAAGGUGGCUGAACUCAAAGGUCACACAGCCCGGGUCCUAAGUCUGACCAUGAGUCCAGAUGGGGCCACGGUGGCAUCAGCAGCAGCAGAUGAGACCCUGCGGCUCUGGCGCUGCUUUGAGUUGGACCCUGCCCGGCGGCGGGAGCGAGAGAAGGCCAGUGCAGCCAAAAGCAGCCUCAUCCAUCAAGGCAUCCGUUGAGGACCAACUCAUCACCUCAGUUUUUUGUAUGCUUUUUUUUAUUUUUCUAAUAAAGUUAUAUCUCUCUCUCUUCUCCCUGCGUGACAUCUGUCCCAGUGGCCUUCCCAAGAGGCUUCUCUUUAUGAUUAGAGAGCUAGAAA